AUGGAUCCAAACGCCGACCAGAGCGACUCUGGGAAUAUUUUUGCAAACUAUCCUUUCUCGUGGAUACUCGUUCCGCUCAUCAUAUUCGUCGGCGUUGGCACACUGCUUCUAUGCUACCGAUACCGCCGACGACAGAAGCUACGCAUGCAAUAUGGCACCAGCGCCUUGGAACGAGAUAUAGAAGCUAUGGGGCGGCGGUCGAGAUCGCGGGUGAUGCACGAUCGGCGGACACGAGAACGCGGGCUCGGUAUCGGAGUUGGUAGCAGAGAGGAAGGCCUGAACGAGCUAGGCGAAGCACCACCAGCUUAUACGGCACCGCAAAAACGGCCCGAUAACGGCGAGGACGUGGAACUAUCUCCAAUACAGCCACUAUCAGGCGUGGCGGUGAUAGAUGGCGCUGGUACUAGCAGUCCCCCGACAUAUGACGAGCUACGUCAACAGCCAGCCCAUCCACCACAGUCUACCGUCCCUACUCCAACUUCGAAUAUGCCAGAACCACCCCCGAGAGCAGUAUUAGGCUCGAACUGA
Hypoxylon fragiforme is the source of this 528-nucleotide messenger RNA. RefSeq lists its product as uncharacterized. The record is from RefSeq and is a predicted model, not a curated record. NCBI's taxonomy places the organism in Eukaryota, Fungi, Ascomycota, Sordariomycetes, Xylariales, Hypoxylaceae. The transcript has a single exon. The coding region runs from base 1 to 528 and encodes 175 amino acids.